Messenger RNA from Numida meleagris (helmeted guineafowl), 1673 nucleotides. RefSeq names its product leucine rich repeat containing 3B (gene LRRC3B). Gene Ontology annotation, molecular function: protein binding. The transcript has 2 exons. Lineage: Eukaryota; Metazoa; Chordata; Aves; Galliformes; Numididae. The record is from RefSeq and is a predicted model, not a curated record. The coding region runs from base 585 to 1364 and encodes 259 amino acids.
UGCCGCUGCCCAGGGGCUGCCGUACUGUGCCGUGGCUGGGGCUCUGCCGAGGCAGCGGGAGAAGGGGGAAUUAAGGGGCGGAGGCUGCGGGGAGGGGGCCGCCACCCGCUUCCUGGGGGAGACGAGGAGGGGAGGCUCCCAUCCCCGAGCCCGAAAAGCAAAGGAAAAAGCGCCCGCCGCCGUGCCCGGGUUUCCAAGGCGCUCGCUCGGUGCCGAGGUCGCGCCGAUCCGCAUGCGGGCGGCGGCCGGGGCGCGGAGCCGGGGGAAGACGCCGUUGGUGUCGCCGUGGGAUUUUUCCACUUUGAGACCUACCCGGACCAGUUGCUACGGAGCAGGCGGCGGCGAUGGGGAGGAGAGCGGCUCCCUCCGAACGCGAGCAACAAAUGGCAGCGGGGGCGGCGGCGGAGCUGGCCGCGGCCAGGUGUGUUUUUAAGAAGAGUACUGACCAUGAAGAAAUCAACAUGUUAAUCAAUUUUUACUAAUCCCACUGAAGAAAAUGAAGCCACACUUCAGCUUUGCCCAUCCUUUUCCCACCACUGUUGGCUGAAUGAGAAAUGGUCAUGUGAUUAUGCUCACACCCCAGCAUGCAUUUGGUAGACCUGUGGUUAACUCGUUCCCUCUCCAUGUGUCUACUCUUACAAAGUUUUGUCCUCAUGAUACUGUGCUUUCAUUCUGCCAGUAUGUGCCCAAAAGGCUGCCUCUGUUCUCACUCCGGAGGUUUAAACGUCAGCUGUAGCAAUGCAAACCUCAAGGAGAUACCCAGAGAUCUUCCACCAGAAACAGUCUUACUUUAUUUGGACUCCAAUCAGAUAACAUCUAUCCCCAAUGAAAUUUUUAAGGAUUUGCACCAACUGAGAGUCCUCAAUUUAUCAAAAAAUGGGAUUGAAUUUAUAGAUGAACAUGCCUUCAAAGGGGUGGCAGAAACUUUGCAGACUCUGGAUUUGUCCGACAACCGGAUUCAAAGUGUGCACAAAAAUGCUUUCAACAACUUAAAGGCCAGAGCCAGGAUUGCAAACAACCCAUGGCACUGCGACUGCACACUGCAGCAGGUAUUGAGGAGUAUGGCCGUCAACCAUGAGACGGCCAACAAUGUCAUCUGCAAGACCUCUGUGCUGGAUGAACACGCUGGGAGACCAUUCCUCAAUGCUGCCAAUGAUGCUGACCUCUGUAACCUUCCCAAAAAGACUACCGAUUACGCCAUGCUGGUCACUAUGUUUGGCUGGUUCACCAUGGUGAUCUCAUAUGUGGUUUAUUACGUCCGGCAAAAUCAGGAGGAUGCAAGGAGGCACCUUGAAUACUUGAAAUCCCUGCCAAGCAGGCAAAAGAAACCAGAUGAAGCUGAUGACAUUAGCACUGUGGUAUAGUAUUCCGAAUAUAAUGACUGCCUUUGCGAUGGAAACUAGAUUCAGAUGACACUAACACCAGAGGUUUACUUCUAAUAUUCAUUGUAAACAUUAAGACUUUUUUUUUCCCGUUUAACUGAAUUACGCCACUGUUGAGCUUUCUAACAGAGAGUUUUGUCUGGGUGGUAUACUCUAAUUGUUUCUCUGGUAUUCUAAAGCAAGUGAAUUAAUAUGUAAACCUUAGUUUAGACCCAUUCCACUAUUUAAUAAUGAAAUUUAUUUUUUUAAUUUGAAAAAACAAAUAAAAGUGUAAAUUUGAACCAUGUAAAA